AUGGCCUCCCGUGUCCUUGUCUCUGGUCUCCCCCGGUCCCUCCCUCCCCUUCCUCCGGGGCCUGCCCCCACCUGCGUUCCCUGCGUCGAGGGGCGGCAGCGCGCUGCUCCUCACUCCUCCGAGUUUCCUCCGACAGAGGCUCCGUUGCAGACGCUUCACAUGGACCUGUGGGGCCCAGCCCGCGUCUGUGGACAGGGUCACGAGCGUUACUUCCCGCUGGUGGUUAACGACUACUCGCGUUACACCGCAGUCUUCCCCUUGCGCAGCAAGGGUGAGGUCACUGAGGUGUUGAUCGCCUGGAUCCGCGCAGCUCGUCUCCAGCUCAGAGAGAGUUUCGGCUCGGACUUUCCUGUUCUGCGUCUGCACUCUGACAGUGGUGGAGAGUUCUCCUCUGACCUUCUACGAGCCUUCUGUCGUGCACGAGGCAUCCGCCAGACCUUCAUGCUUCCGGACUCUCCGCAGCAAAAUGGGAUUCAUGAGCGCCGCAUUGGCAUGGUCAUGGACGUCGCUCGUACGUCGAUGUUCUACCACCCCACCUCGCGCCGUGUUCUGUCCUCCCAGGACGUCACGUUUGACGAGUCGGUUCCCUACUACCGUCUCUUCCCCUACCGCACUGCGUCCCUCCCCCCCGCGCCGCUCUUCCUUACGCCAGGUCCCCCUCCGGUAGACCCCCUCCCCCCUCAGGGUCCUGCCCCCUCAGGUGUGUCUCAGGUAGACGCACUCGACCCUGUCAAGGUAGCUGUUGACUCUGGUGCUGCUAGGGGUGCUCAGCGUGCGGGUGCUGAGUCUGGGGGUGCUGAGCCCAGGGGUGCUGACUCUGGGGGUGCUACGCCUGGGGGUGCUGACUCUGGGGGUGCUACGCCUAAGGGUGCUGAGCCUAGGGGUGCUACGCCUGGGGGUGCUGCGUCUGGGGGUGCUGAGCCUGGGGGUGCUGCGUCUGGGGGUGCGGAGUCUGAGGGUACUGGACCUACUCGUGUGGCGUCUGGCGGUGCUGGGCCUCGAGGUUCUUCUGGUGCUUCGUCCCAGCGGGAGCUACUCUCUCCACAGGAGCUGCGUGAGUGGUUUGCCCGGCGCUGGAGGCGAGCUGCUGGAGCUAGAGGUGCUCUGGGUGCUGGAGGUUCUGCUGCUGCUUAG
Messenger RNA from Closterium sp. NIES-65, 1134 nucleotides. The record is from the annotation of a GenBank genome assembly. Lineage: Eukaryota; Viridiplantae; Streptophyta; Zygnematophyceae; Desmidiales; Closteriaceae.